Messenger RNA from Anarrhichthys ocellatus (wolf-eel), 1663 nucleotides. RefSeq names its product homeobox A1a (gene hoxa1a). Lineage: Eukaryota; Metazoa; Chordata; Actinopteri; Perciformes; Anarhichadidae. Gene Ontology annotation, cellular component: nucleus. Gene Ontology annotation, molecular function: DNA-binding transcription factor activity, RNA polymerase II-specific; RNA polymerase II cis-regulatory region sequence-specific DNA binding. Gene Ontology annotation, biological process: regulation of transcription by RNA polymerase II. The transcript has 2 exons. The record is from RefSeq and is a predicted model, not a curated record. The coding region runs from base 7 to 981 and encodes 324 amino acids.
GCUAUAAUGAGCAGCUUCUUAGACUACUCGGUGAUGAGCGGCGAAGGUGGCUCAUGCUCUGUCAGGGCUUACCACUCGGACCACGGGAUUACAACUUUUCAGUCCUGUGCAGUCACUGUCAACAAUUGCGGGACUGAUGAUCGCUUCAUGGGGAGCAAGGCUUCCCCUGACGGCAUCUCUCAUCAGCCGGGGUCAUACCAGUCUAAUGCGAGCUCUCUGGGUCUCGCCUAUGGAGCCCAUCCGGCCUGCAGCUCCAGCUAUGGACCCCAAAGUUUCUGUGCUACGUAUAAUCAUUACGCGCUCAACCAGGAAGUAGACUCCUCAGCGGGAUUCCCCCAGUGCGGCCCACUGAUGUACUCGGGUAACAUUUCCUCCUCCAUGGUCUCUCAGCAUCGUCAAGGUUACAGUGCCGCCCCCUUGGGUCAACUGCAGUAUGCCCAUGCUGCCUACGGCGGCGGGCACGAGCAAGCAGCCCCUUUUCCUGGGUGCUCAAACCCGCUGUCACCACUGCACGCAGCUCACCUCGACGCUUGUUGUUCACCUUUGUCUGAGGGCGCAUCUUCUGCACAGACUUUCGACUGGAUGAAAGUCAAGAGAAACCCUCCAAAAACAGGCAGGUCUGGGGAGUACGGUUAUGGGGGUCAGCCGAACACGGUCCGAACCAACUUCACCACCAAGCAGCUGACGGAGCUGGAAAAGGAGUUCCACUUCAACAAGUACCUGACCCGUGCGCGGCGCGUUGAGAUCGCAGCCGCGCUGCAGCUGAAUGAGACUCAGGUGAAAAUCUGGUUCCAGAACCGCAGGAUGAAGCAGAAGAAGAGAGAGAAAGAAGGGCUGCUGCCGGCCAAAGCUCCGUCCUCAGACCCGGGAGAAAGCAGUCAAGAGAAAAUGGAUGAUGGAGCAUCAGAGAAAUCUAUCUCACCCCCCUCUACUCCGUCUCCCACAUCCUCCACGGCGUCUGAUCCUUACUCCUCCAACUAAGAACCAACUGCCCCUUUACCUAUUCGGGCCGCAUGGCGGCCUGUAUGUACCAAAGCUCAUCGCCAGUGUAUCAAAGACAGAGUCCUGUUGAUGGAUGACAAAUGUGUACAUUUAGGAAGGAUUAAUGCACUAUGUGAAACUUUGGACAAUAAUAUGGACCAUUUCUGAGUUAUAGAUUUGUUUUAUAUAGUGUAUUGUUUUCGGAAGAACGAUGACAUUGCUGUCCAAACAAAUAGGGCGAUGGUUGAAAAUGUGUCCUUUCUUUUGAAAUUUGACGUUAAAUACGCGUUCCACCACGACUAUGAUGGUGCAAAAGACAUCCAGCUCCUUCCUUACACCUGCUCCUGACCAGUGCGGCUGGAUGUGCCAAUGUAAAGUCACAAAGCUGCCCACACAAACAAAUACCUCAAAUGUGCCAAAGUUGUGGGUGAUUGAAGUGGAUGUGGUCAAGGAGGCAUCACACAAUCAAAUAGAUGACCUCGUUUAUUAAUCGUUACAGAGUGCAUUGUCAUAAUACCUCCUUAAUCACUGUCACCUCUGUGUUUAAGGCCUGUGUGUUUGUGUGCCACGACUGGUUGAAUGUAUAUUUUGUGAGAAUCGCAUGAUGCGUAAUGCUUUCAUGUAUUAUUAGCGGGGCGCUGAGUUUUAUCAGUUGGGGAACUGGUCAUGUAAGGCCAUGUAU